UCAAUGAGCUCGAGGCGCGCGCGGUGUGAGACGUGCGGUAAAUACUGAGGAGCAACUGACUGUGCGUGAUCAACAAAUAUUUUCUAUUUUUCUGAAUUUAUUUAUAUCUGACAGCUACAGAGACACUUGUGCCACAAUGCAACGUUGUUGUUGCUGAGCAUUUUGUGUGUGUGUGUGUGUGUGUAAAUGUGUGUAUGUGGACUUUGACGGGGACAGCGGACAAGGACAUUCUACUGGAAACAGUCACUCAGCGAUGUUUGGCACUGAUUGGCAUUUUUUUUCCUAAAGACACGCACUCUGGAUUUACCGUUGUUCACAUAUAUGGAUUUUUCCCCCUUUAUUUUCCUUCUUUUGAUUUUCUCCCUCUUUAUAUAGUGUUUUUUUUUUUUUUUUUGCUCCUACAGUUUUUCCUCGCUGAAGAACGGUGAGUCACUGCAGGCAGGCAGGCUGAAGGCGAGCCGCUGCAUCCUAAUCACACAGCGGAGAGCUCUGACUCCAGCUCAUUGACAUUACAGUCAUACUUUUCUCGAACACUUUUUUUUUUUUUCAAUUUUGACUGCGCUGCACUGUAGCCUGUGUGUGCAUCAAGCAAGCGAAAGCCUGUGGAUUUUUCCUGCUCCUGCGCGCAGAGUGGAAGGAGGAUACGGGUGGAACCUGAAUAGGGAAUGAAACUCUCCUUGAACCCUGCUGGAACUGACUGUUUUCUCUCUUUUUUUUUUAUUCAUCACUGAUUUACUUAAUUCUUGGACUAUUGCAACAGUUUAUCCGGGUGGUAUGAGCGAAUGCUUACAAUGACUAUUCUGUUUGGAGACUGGAUCGCGAUUACUGCUCAGAUGAGUCUGGGCACUCCGCUGAAUAUAAAUUAGGGUCCUCAGCACCACAGAUUGCUCGAGCAGGCAGAGGAAGAGCGACACACAGCAAAGACAAUCUUCAAAGACAAAUGCCAAGGUCUCUCAUGAUGAACAGAACUCUUUUUUUGGUCCUGAUUAAUAGAAAUACCAAAUUUGAACAUCAUAUCAACAAGUCAAAGGAAGCCUGAACGCAACGCAUCUUAGCCCACAGCAGUUUUUACAGAGUAGGGAUGUAUCUUUCUAUUUUCUUUUUCCUCCUUUUAUGGGCUCAAGCCCUGACAUUGAAAAACUUGAAUUACUCUGUCCCAGAAGAACAGGGUCCGGGGACAGUGAUUGGAAACAUUGCCAAAGAUGCCAGACUUGGACUUGAACAGACUGGGCAGGGAGGACAGGGUAAGAAAGCCAACUUCAGGGUGCUGGAGAACUCAGCCCCACAUCUCAUUGACGUGGAUCCCCAAAGUGGACUGCUGUACACAAAGCAGCGCAUUGACAGGGAAACCUUGUGUAAGAGGAACCCCAAGUGCCAGCUCUCCAUGGAGGUGUUCGCCAAUGACAAAGAGAUCUGCAUGAUCAAAAUAGAUAUUCAGGACAUUAAUGACAACUCGCCCAUUUUCCCCUCUGAUCAGAUUGAUAUUGACAUUUCAGAAAAUGCUGUGCCAGGGACACGCUUUCCCUUGACCAGUGCACAUGACCCAGAUGUAGGAGAAAAUAGCCUGAAAACCUAUCAAAUAACCCGUGAUGACUACAACCUCUUUUCCUUGGAGGUAAAGUCCCGUGGGGAUGGGACAAAAUUCCCUGAAUUAGUUAUUCAACGACCAUUGGACAGAGAAGAGCGAAGCCAUCACACUUUAAUUUUGUCAGCCACUGAUGGAGGGGAAUAUCCUCGAUCGGGUACCAUGCAGAUAAAUGUUAAAGUUAUUGAUUCCAAUGAUAACAGCCCUGUGUUUGAUCAGCCCUCAUAUGUUGUGGAAAUACCUGAAAAUUCGCCACCUGGGAAAGUCGUUAUCGAUUUAAAUGCCACAGAUCCUGAUGAGGGGAACAAUGGACAAGUAGUCUAUUCUUUUAGUGGCUAUGCCCCAGAGAGAAUCCGUGAGCUCUUCUCCAUAGAUUCGAGAACAGGGGUCAUAAAGAUUCAGGGUGAAAUUGACUACGAAGAGAGCCCAGUUAUUGAGAUUGACGUGCAGGCAAAGGAUCUAGGUCCCAAUCCAAUCCCGGGCCAUUGUAAAGUCACAGUUAAAGUGCUUGACAGGAAUGAUAACUGGCCAUCUAUAGGCUUUGUGUCUGUGAGACAGGGAGCCAUCAGUGAGGCAGCACCUCCAGGCACUGUCAUUGCUCUGGUGCGUGUCACAGACAAGGACUCAGGCAGGAAUGGGCAGCUUCAAUGCAGAGUGCUGGGUAAUGUUCCCUUUAAACUUGAGGAGAACUAUGAUAACUUCUAUACAGUGGUGACGGACAGGCCCUUGGAUAGAGAGGCUCAGGAUGAGUACAAUGUCACAAUUGUGGCAAAGGACAAUGGCCUUCCUCCUCUAAACUCUACCAAAUCCUUCACUGUAAAAAUUCUAGAUGAGAAUGAUAAUGUUCCUCACUUCACAAAGGCAGUUUAUCUUCUUCAGAUACCUGAAAACAACAUACCCGGCGAGUACCUUGGUUCAGUUCUGGCACACGACCCAGAUCUUGGCCAGAAUGGGACAGUGUACUACAGCAUAGUGAACUCCAAUGUGAGUGGAGGAGACGUCAACACCUAUGUUAAUGUGAAUGCGGCUAAUGGAGCCAUCUAUGCCGUGAGAUCUUUUAACUAUGAACAAAUUAAGUAUUUUGACUUUAAGGUUCUUGCAAAAGAUGCGGGAUCUCCACACCUGGAGAGCAACGCGACAGUGCGCAUCAGCGUUCUGGACGUCAAUGACAACAUCCCUGUUAUAGUUCUGCCCUUACUCCUAAAUGACACUGCUGAAAUCCAUGUGCCGCGUAAUGUCGGUGUUGGCUACAUUGUCACCACAGUGAGGGCUGUGGAUAAUGACUACGGUGAGAGUGGGAGGCUCACUUAUGAGAUCUCAGAUGGCAAUGAGGACCACCUCUUUGAGAUCGAUCCAGUGACUGGGGAGGUGCGAACAGCACACCCGUUUUGGGAUGAUGUGAACCCCAUGGUGGAGCUGAUCAUCCGUGUAUCAGACCACGGCAAGCCGACUCUCACCGCCGCCGCCAGACUCAUUGUCAAGGCUUCCAAUGGACGUCCACCUGAUGGACUGCCACACACAAAGGACAAUCAGAACUGGGACAUGUCCCUGCCUCUUAUUGUAACUCUAAGCAUCAUAUCCAUCAUGCUUCUGGCUGCCAUGGUGACCAUAGCGAUCAAGUGCAAGCGGGAAAACAAGGAGAUCCGAACCUAUAACUGUCGCAUUGCAGAGUACUCGCACCCUCAGCUGGGAAAAGGCAAGAAGAAGAAGAUUAACAAGAACGACAUCAUGCUGGUGCAGAGCGAGGUGGAGGAGCGGGAUGCCAUGAAUGUGAUGAAUGUGGUAAGCAGCCCUUCCUUGGCCACCUCUCCCAUGUACUUUGACUACCAGACACGCCUGCCACUCAGCUCACCACGGUCAGAGGUCAUGUACCUCAAGCCCACUGCCAAUAACCUCAGCGUGCCCCAAGGCCACGUGGGAUGCCACACCAGCUUCACAGGCCCAGUCACCAGCACUACAGACACACCUACUAACCGCAUGUCCAUCAUACAGACGGACAAUUUCCCCACUGAGCCUAAUUAUAUGGGUAGCAGACAACAGUUUGUUCAAAGUAGUUCAACGUUCAAAGACCCCGAGCGAGCAAGCCUCAGAGACAGCGGUCAUGGUGACAGCGACCAGGCUGACAGCGACCAGGACACCAACAAAGGCUCCUGCUGCGACAUGUCUGCAAAGGAGGCCCUCAAGUUAAAAGCUACUGGAGUGAAACCGCCACCUCUGGAACAAGAUGAGGAUUGUGUGAAUUGCACUGAGGAGUGCCGUGUACUGGGUCAUUCUGACCGCUGCUGGAUGCCCCAGUUCCCCGCUGGAGGAAACCAGGCAGAGGGCAUUGACUACCGCAACAAUAUGUUUGUGCCAGCAGGGAUGGAAACUGUUCCCGAGACGGAGACCUACGAGACUGUCAACCCCAAUGGCAAGAAGACAUUCUGUACGUUUGGAAAAGAGAGACGUGACCACACUAUUCUUGUCGCCAAUGUCAAGCCCUACUUAAAGGCAAAACGGGCGCUCAGCCCACUUCUCCAAGAGGUACCGUCAGCCUCAAGCAGUCCUACCAAGGGUUGUUCCACCACAUCUUCUUGCUCAUCAGUCAAAAGCCCAGCUGAUGGUGCUGAAGGCAAACCUCCUCCCGCCACCUGCUCUGGGCACUAUGGUCCUCCUGAUGGUCAGUUCCUGUCACCAACCAAACAAAGCAGAGAGCAGGGGGUCUACCCGCCCUUGCCUCCGUCAGACCCAGUGGCCAAGGUGCUCGCAGAGGCACGCUCCCGGAUCAGCCAAGAGGCGACGGGCGAAAUGGAGUCUCCACUGGAGCAGAUGGAGCCCGACGCAAACCGUGACGGAAUGGAUGCUGACCAGGUAGUGAGAGACAUCGACAAACUAUUGCAGGACUGCAGAGGAAGUGAGGCCACGGGCACGCUCAGGAAGUGACACAGAGGACUGCAAAAAAAAAAAGAACACAAUGGAGAGGUAGAGACAGGAAUAGGGGGCUAUUCCAACAAACUCUCAUACAAAACUGUCACCAAAACGAAUCAAAAAGUUGAAUGACUCUUACCACAGGAGCUCUUUCCUCUGUAUUUGUUGUUGAAAAGUACCCACUCUGGUCCCAUGAUUGGAACAUUUAUUAUGUCAGUCACCAGUUUUGGUGCUGAGAUCCCUAUCAACACACACAAAAAAAAGAACUUGGUUACAAACGUGAAUUCUGCUGAAUUUAUAAACUCUUUUUUUUGUUGUUUUGGAUUCUUAAGCAAAUUGCAGAGGCCUCUGCCUCUGGCACCUCGCAAGCUCUUAUCUAAGUGCCCACCAGCUCAUAAGUGUGUUGUUCAUGGUCUCUCGUGAAACCCUACAUUUCUCAGUGUGCAUAGAUGGAUUUUCUGUUUUGUGUGAUGGCCAUAGAAACUGACUGAAAAAAAAAAAAAAGGACUACUCAUGGUCAGACGUGACAAUCGACACCGAAACAGAAAAAAAAAACGAGUUCUAAUCUAUUUGGGACAUUGAAAGACCAAAAUACACAAAGCAACCUUAUCUUUUUUCUGACAUUAAUAUACAGUGGGUGUUUAAUGUGUGAUGAAUCCUGUAUCUGAACGUGAAGAGAUUGGUAAAUCAGGGGUUUGUUCACAAGGGUUGGUCAUGGACUUGGGGUUGAACGGGCUUUGACGGUCUGCUGAAGGAGAAUUAUAAAAACAGUGUAACCAUGUUUCACUCGUCAUCUGUAGCCACAUGUGUAAGUUGUGUCUCUUUCACGCCGAUAUUUAAACGUCCAUGUUGCUGACUGGUGUACUUGCGCGCACCAAUUUUAUACAUGUGCACCACACUUUAACACGUACACUUAUUCACAUGCGCCGAUGCCCUUACACACACGCAAACACACACUUACAUAUAUACGUUAUUGCUUACACACACACACAACUGGCCAUCUGUGUAAAUGUCUUAUUACAUGUACAUCAUCAGCUUUUAGUCCCUUGUGUACAGUGAAUUAUCACGUGCGUGACUCCGCCUUAAGGCAAUCACAAGUUGUAUAAAAAAGGGACAUUUUUUCCUCUACUGUGAAAAAAGAUAUCUAUAUGAUUAUAUAGAUGACUAUAUGUACGAACUCAUGUAUAGUGUCCAAAAAUUAACUAAAUAUUUAUACAUUUUUUAAGAAAAAGAAUAAAAAAAAAGAAAUGAGGAAUCUCAGCAAAAAAAGUGUCCUGGAGUUAUGGUCAAAUUGUGGGGUAUAAACUCGACGAACUGGAAAAGGACACUGCCAAUCAUUUUGACGACAAAGUAUCCAAAAAUAUAAAGAAAAUGUCCCUUCACAUUAACGCUAUACAUACUAUCAUUAUAUGUGUAAAUGUAUCCAGUUUAGAUGUGUUUACAUCGGGAAAAAAAUUGACAUAUUUUUAUUAUUUUACUGCAAUUUCUGUGCAUUUGAGCCAAAUUGUUAUGUGUACAAAAGCUAUAUUGUGUAUUUUAUUAAAUUAAUAUAUAGUUGUGUUGCAAUAUACAUGGGCUUAUAUUGUAUUUGGCAAAAGUUGCCUUAGUAGCUGUCGAACUCUGUGAGUUUGCUUUAGUUUGGGUUUUCGUUGGUCUUUUUUUGUUUCUCCCCUUUCCUCUUUACUCUGCACCUUUGCAGUUCUAUAGCUUCAGUGCUUUUGAGAUGUCGCCUCUUUUUACCCCGAGGUCCAGCAGCUGGAUCCAAUACAAUAACUGUUGAACGCUUAAUGAGCCAGCUGAUCAAUAAUCUAAUUCAAACCAACUACAAAGAGCAACAACCACACGAUAAAACAGUUUGAAUAUUUUUACCGAGCAGAUUUUUACAGGGCAGCUAUUUUCUUUAACAAUAACAAGUAUGUGUAUUUUGUGUUCAAUUUCUUUUUACUUUCUGUCCAAAAAAAAAAAAAAAAAAAAAAAAUACCUGCCA
Molecule: messenger RNA, 6479 nt
Organism: Solea solea (common sole)
Lineage: Eukaryota; Metazoa; Chordata; Actinopteri; Pleuronectiformes; Soleidae
Gene: pcdh17
Product: protocadherin 17
Exons: 5
Coding region: 1082-4507 (1141 amino acids)
Biological process (GO): homophilic cell-cell adhesion
Cellular component (GO): plasma membrane
Molecular function (GO): calcium ion binding
Source: RefSeq, a predicted model, not a curated record